AUGUUAUUUUUAUUAGUAGCUCUCUUAUUCGUAAAGAAAGGUGAAUCUGGAGAAGGAAUGAAGUUAACCAAAUGCCUUGAUCCUAAUACUGGUGCAAUCGCUCGUCCACUACCGCUUCCAUCUGCUUGCAAAGAUAAAGAUCCAGUGAUUUGCAACGCAAUUUUUUCGCCACGAGUUCCAGAUAUACCUAAUAACGCUGUUGCAACGAACGAUUUUUACGUUAGUCCAAACUGUGUAAACGCUACUGUUAUGGCAAAUGCUGAAGCAUUGUGCCCCUCCUCAUGUGCAGUUUGUUGUUUAACGCCUGAAUUUAACUGCCAAAAUUCCGCUGCUAAUUGCAAUGCAUUUAUGUUGUCACCAGAUUUAUGUAUAAAUCCAAACACUGCCGCAGCAGCAUUAGCAGGAUGCCCUCGAGCCUGUGGUCUGUGCAAUAGGCCUGGCGCCAAUGGCCAAUGCCCAGAUACUGGUGUCGUGAAUUGUGGACAGCUGUUGGCCACUGGCUUAAAUUGUAGUAAUGCAUUCAUGACGCAGAAUUGCAUGGGAACUUGCAGAAUAACAACUUGUUUAUCGACGACAGCGGCUGCAUCUGCUUGUUCGGACAGCCGAGCCGACUGUGCAAGACUGGCAUCGUAUUGCAAUAUUCCACCGUAUUCAACAGUAAUGGUUGACCAGUGCAAAAGAACGUGCAACUUAUGUAGAUAA
This is a messenger RNA of Dracunculus medinensis (Guinea worm), 702 nucleotides long. The record is from the annotation of a GenBank genome assembly. Lineage: Eukaryota; Metazoa; Nematoda; Chromadorea; Rhabditida; Dracunculidae.